Capronia epimyces CBS 606.96 is the source of this 1506-nucleotide messenger RNA. RefSeq lists its product as uncharacterized. The coding region runs from base 1 to 1506 and encodes 501 amino acids. The transcript has a single exon. The record is from RefSeq and is a predicted model, not a curated record. NCBI's taxonomy places the organism in Eukaryota, Fungi, Ascomycota, Eurotiomycetes, Chaetothyriales, Herpotrichiellaceae.
AUGGCGACUGUCGAGCGUCCUUGGCCAUUACUUGAAAACACUCCAAUACCAAAUGGCAAAUUAUCCUGGAACGCAAUCGACCCCGGGAGGAAACCAUGGUUGUUGUCAUCAAAUCUGCUUGACGAAACCUCAUACAAGACGGCUGUUCUCCAAUUGCAAUCACCGGCCUGUGAGGACGAUCUGGACAAUCGGGUCGCUCUCGAGGCACGGAAUCUCGGCUUGUUGCCGUUUCCGGUUAUUUCUGACAUCGAGGGUCUUACUUCUUCUAUCUCCACGGCCACGAUUGCUUCCAACUACGUGAACCAGAGUUCCACUCAAGCACAUUCUACUGCAACAACCUCUUGUGCUUCCAGUGAACACCGUCCUGCAGUUCAACACCCCCACUUGUCUGAGCGGUCGCUGACAGGCUCAGAUUCGUCCUCAUUCCCACUCGAGGCCGAGAGAAAAAAGAAAUCACCGCUCAGGCGUGGCAUCCGGAAGAUGACAGGUUUUCGAAGGAAAAGAUCAGCUGCUGUGGGUUCACCCACCUUGACGAGUAUCAGCAGCGAUGCCGAUUCCAAUAAUACCGAAGACACGUCCCCCGAAGUCAAGAGUCCCUCCUCGAUCAAGUCGAGCAAGAGCUCCUGGUCACAGCCUUUGUCCACGACCAAGUUCAGCUAUGAGCAAGCAACGUCGGUUGAAGCGGAUGCGUCCAAGCGAAGCGCAGAGUGCAAGGAGAUGUUGGAUCUGCGGAUGGCACAACUGGAUGAAAGGGCCCGUUUUCUCCAGUUUCAGGCUGCAGUCAUAGCGCAGCUUGGCGCACAACGACAGAAACUUAAGGCAGAGAAAAGACAAGGGCAUGAGCGGAGACUUGUAGAACAGUGCGCGAAAGUGAGUGGUGCUUGCUGGAUGGUUGAAUUUCCAGCUGACUGGUUGCAGAAUGACAAGGCCGUGGAGGAUCUCGAGGCACGUCAACUCGAGGAGGAAAUGAAGAUGGAAAAGGAACACGAGGUCGAGAAGCGGACAGUGAUGGUACGCCUCCGACAUAUGGAGGCGUACUGUCAAAAUCCCACGCCCCCUCCAACUCCUGUGGACCCAGCUUCUGGACGUCCGUCAACAGAUUCGGCGCUUCCGGAGCGCAAGGUUACAGACAAAGACUACCACAACCUCGCCCAACAGUACCGUGAGCGCGAUGCUAUGGACACUCUACAUACAGCAAAGAUCAAUGUGCUGCGAGGAAAACAAAAGAAAGCUGUCGAGAGAUUGAUAUUGAAGAAAGAGCAGGAAAUCGAAGACCUGGAGAAGGGACAGCAAGGGCAGCUGGCAGAGAUUGAUCAAGACUUUGCAAGCCUGGAAGAGAGUCUGAAACUUGCUCUGGGUGCGAAGCGUGCCAGACUUGAGGCAAGAUGGAGAACCCAGGCAUUGAUUGCACGAACCAAAAUUGAGAAAGCUACUGGACUCGAGUACGCUCCGCUGCCAGAUGUUGUCGCCCUCGACGAUACCCACACGCCUGGUAUCGCAUUGUGA